This is a messenger RNA of Xenopus laevis (African clawed frog), 4399 nucleotides long. It is a transcript of the gene drosha.L, whose product is annotated as drosha ribonuclease type III L homeolog. The record is from RefSeq and is a predicted model, not a curated record. Gene Ontology annotation, molecular function: RNA endonuclease activity; ribonuclease III activity; RNA binding. Gene Ontology annotation, cellular component: nucleolus; nucleus; microprocessor complex. NCBI's taxonomy places the organism in Eukaryota, Metazoa, Chordata, Amphibia, Anura, Pipidae. The transcript has 32 exons. Bases 152 to 4123 code for a protein of 1323 amino acids. Gene Ontology annotation, biological process: pre-miRNA processing; RNA processing; rRNA processing.
CUAUGCCCUUACUAUGUAAUUCUUCUUUGCUCGUCAGUCCACAAGCUGGAGCGUCUUGCGUCACUGCGCUAAUAUACUCCGUAGCGGUGCCGUCUCUGUCUGAUCUCGCGAGACGUGACGUAGGCGUUGGAGAGCGGGUCGGCAGUAGACAAUGUCUCUACAUUCGGGAAGAGGAGGACAGCAAACUAGAGGAGCCCCCAUGCAGCCUUUUAGACCCCAGAACCUAAGGCCUGCUCAGCUACCUCAGUCUUCAGGACAGUACUGCUAUGAUCCACAAAGUACUCCUCCUCCUCCGACAUUCUGUAACAUGCCAAACACAAAUUUUAUACCACAGAGGCCAGAUUAUAUGUCAUAUCCUCCACCUUCUGCUCCUCCAACACAGAGUGCAAUAAACCAGUGUCUUCCUAGGCCCCCUUUUCCAGUUAGGCAGAGUUAUCCAAUUCCUCCCUGUUUUCCCCCAGUUCCACCAGCAUCUGCCCCAGGCAGUUCUCCAGCUGUUGUACCUACUGUUGGACAGUGUCCAUAUCCUUACAUGUUGCCACCAGUUAUGCCACCCCCACCAAUUAUGCCUCCCCCAUUACCCCAUGUUCCCUAUCAACCCCCAUAUACUGCUGGAUAUCCUCCUCAACCUUUUCCUCCACCACCCCCAGCACCCCAACCAACACCAAGUUUUAAUAGCUAUCAGCAGGCAGCAUCUUUUCAAGGUAACAGCCACUACAGACAUGCAAGCCAUGGGCAAUACCAGACUGAAAAGUCACAAACUGAUCACAGAUCACAAGAGAGAGGCAAACACUAUGAAGAUCAUCGGCGUAGAGAGUACAGCCAUAGUGACAGGCACCGGUCUGAAAAACAUGGUGACCGCCGAGAUCGAGGCCGAAGUUCUGAAAGGUCACGCAGACUAGAAGGCAUCCGUCACAGGUCAGAUUAUGAGUAUAGAAGGGGACCAUCACGUGGUAGAAUUCCAUCACGCCAUCCAAGUUAUGAAAGAAGCAGCAGAGAAAGACCCCGGCAUAGAGAAAGUCGAAGAUCAACAUCUACUGAGAGAAGCUAUAGGAAGAGGCCAAAAAGUACAUCACCAUCAAGCAGAGAGCAUAAAAGAUCUCGGUGGGAGGAAGACACUGCAUCUCUAUCAGAGAGCUCCUCAUCAGCAAAAGAAAAGUCCAGCAUUUCUGUUAAAGAUAAGGAUUCUUUGGAUGAAAACCUAUUUGAAAGAAAUGAGGAAGCAGAUGAAGAAUUGCUUAAACCAGUGUGGGUUCGUUGCACCCAUUCUGAGAGUUACUACUCAAGUGACCCCAUGGAUCAAGUUGGAGACUCCACAGUAGUUGGCACAAGCAGACUACGUGAUUUAUAUGACAAGUUUGAAGAGGAGCUUGGAAAGCGUCAGACAACAGCUAGAGCUGCCAGGCCAGCAUGGGAGCCGCCAAAGACCAAAUUAGAUGAGGAUCUAGAGAGUUCCAGUGACUCUGAGUGUGAAACGGAUGAUAGCUGCUCCAGCAGUUCAGAUUCAGACGUGUUUGAUGUAAUCGCAGAAAUAAAAAGGAAAAAAGCACACCCUGACCGCCUUCAUGAAGAGCUGUGGUAUAAUGACCCUGGGCAGAUGAAUGAUGGACCUCUCUGUAAGUGCAGUUUGAAAGCUAGACGGACUGGAAUAAGGCAUAGCAUUUACCCUGGAGAGGAGCUUACAAAAGCUUGUCGCCCAAUGACAAACAAUGCAGGACGGCUUUUCCACUACAGGAUAACAGUGUCUCCACCAACGAAUUUCUUGACUGACCGGCCAACUGUUAUUGAGUAUGAUGAUCAUGAGUAUAUAUUUGAAGGUUUUUCUAUGUUUUCACAUUCUCCUCUGACAAAUGUUCCCCUGUGCAAAGUAAUCCGGUUUAACAUUGACUACACAAUACAUUUCAUUGAGGAAAUGAUGCCUGAGCAUUUUUGUUUGAAGGGCUUGGAACUCUUUUCUUCCUAUCUGUACAAAGAUAUAUUGGAACUUCAUGACUGGAAUCUUAUGGAUCCGUUUGUUGAAAACAUUGAUGCCAGUUGUCCGCAGUUUCAUUUUAUGCCUCGUUUUGUACGAUUUCUGCCAGAUGGUGGCAAAGAAGUCCUCUCUAUGCAUCAAGUUUUAUUGUACUUGUUGCGAUGUAGCAAACCUUUAGUUCCUGAAGAAGAGAUUGCAAACAUGCUUCAAUGGGAAGAGCUUGAAUGGCAGAAAUAUGCAGAGGAGUGCAAAGGCAUGAUUGUCACUAAUCCUGGCAUGAAGCCCAGCUCAGUCCGAAUUGAUCAGCUUGAUCGAGAGCAGUUUAACCCAGAUGUAAUUACAUUCCCUAUCAUUGUCCAUUUUGGAAUAAGACCUGCUCAGCUAAGUUAUGCUGGAGACCCCCAGUACCAGAAAUUAUGGAAAAGCUACGUGAAAUUGCGCCAUCUACUGGCUAAUAGCCCCAAAGUCAAACAAGCUGACAAGCAGAAAUUGGUCCAGAGGGAGGAAGCUCUUCAGAAGAUAAGACAAAAGAACACAAUGCGACGUGAAGUAACUGUAGAGCUAAGUAGCCAAGGAUUUUGGAAAACUGGUAUCCGCUCCGAUGUCUGUCAGCAUGCAAUGAUGCUCCCAGUUCUGACACAUCACAUACGCUACCAUAAAUGCUUGAUGCAUUUAGAUAAAUUAAUUGGAUAUAUCUUUACAGAACGAUGUUUGCUUCAGCUUGCAAUGACUCAUCCAAGCCAUCAUUUAAACUUUGGGAUGAACCCAGACCAUGCACGAAACUCCCUCUCGAAUUGUGGUAUCAGGCAACCGAAAUAUGGAGACAGAAAAGUGCAUUACAUGCAUAUGCGUAAAAAGGGAAUAAAUACCCUGAUAAAUAUAAUGUCACGUCUGGGACAAGAUGAUCCAACCCCUUCAAGGAUAAACCACAACGAACGUCUUGAGUUCUUAGGAGAUGCGGUUGUUGAAUUUCUAACAAGUGUCCAUCUGUACUACCUGUUUCCAUUGCUGGAAGAAGGAGGAUUAGCUACCUACCGAACAGCUAUUGUUCAGAAUCAACAUCUUGCUAUGCUGGCAAAGAAAUUGGAAUUGGAUCGAUUUAUGUUAUAUGCUCACGGGCCAGAUCUGUGUAGAGAAUCAGACUUACGCCACGCCAUGGCAAACUGCUUUGAAGCGCUCAUGGGUGCAGUUUAUUUGGAAGGUGGACUCGAAGAAGCAAAACAAUUAUUUGGAAGACUGCUCUUCGGUAAUGAGGACCUGCGAGACGUGUGGCUUAAUUAUCCACUACACCAGCUUCAACUGCAGGAGUCUAAUUCUGAUAGGCAUCUGAUUGAGACAUCCCCAGUUCUAAAGAAGCUCACGAAGUUUGAAGAGGCAAUUGGAGUUGAGUUUACACAUGUUCGACUUCUUGCUCGGGCUUUUACCUUAAGAACUGUAGGAUUUAACCAUCUGACAUUAGGCCACAAUCAGAGAAUGGAAUUCCUGGGUGAUUCUAUAAUGCAGCUGGUAGCCACAGAAUAUUUAUUCAUACAUUUCCCUGAUCAUCAUGAAGGCCACUUAACGCUGCUGCGAAGCUCCUUGGUGAACAACAGGACUCAGGCCAAAGUAGCAGAGGAGCUUGGCAUGCAAGAGUUUGCCAUCACAAAUGAUAAGACUAAGCGACCAGUGGUACUCCGCACAAAGACCUUGGCUGAUUUAUUAGAAUCCUUUAUCGCUGCCCUUUAUAUUGAUAAGGACCUGGAAUACGUCCACACGUUUAUGAAUGUUUGCUUCUUUCCACGACUGAAGGAGUUCAUAUUGAAUCAAGACUGGAAUGAUCCAAAGUCUCAACUUCAACAGUGUUGCCUCACCCUGAGAACAGAAGGCAAAGAGCCAGAUAUUCCCUUAUACAAAACUCUACAAACAGUAGGGCCCUCCCAUGCUCGAACAUACACAGUCGCUGUAUAUUUCAAAGGAGAAAGAAUUGGCUGUGGUAAAGGCCCCAGUAUUCAGCAAGCCGAAAUGGGUGCAGCAAUGGAUGCUUUGGAGAAAUAUAACUUCCCCCAGAUGGCUCAUCAGAAGCGCUUUAUCGAACGGAAGUACAGGCAGGAAUUAAUAGAACUCAGGUUAGAGAAGGAGCAACAGGAAUUAGCAGAAGAGAAGAGAAAAUAAAGAAUGGCACUCUUACAAUAUCCAUCCAACUCACUGGGGACAGCUGCCAUGCAAUCCGGUCCUCCUUGCGGGUUUAGAGAUAUGUCCGGCUGUGCCUGGGGAAACGCAAGAUAAAUCAUUCAUCUGGUUUUUGUGUUAGGUUUUUUUUUUUUUGUUUUUUUUAACUUGUCACAUUUUAGUGAAUUUUAUUCAUAGCCAUGCUGUUUUUCUUUAAAUACAAGUAAAUUAUUGUUUUAAUUAAAUUGUUUUUAUAAAAUAAAUGACUGGUGUGCAAUA